Thunnus maccoyii (southern bluefin tuna) is the source of this 3968-nucleotide messenger RNA. RefSeq names its product NECAP endocytosis associated 1 (gene necap1). The coding region runs from base 21 to 809 and encodes 262 amino acids. The record is from RefSeq and is a predicted model, not a curated record. Gene Ontology annotation, cellular component: membrane; clathrin vesicle coat. Lineage: Eukaryota; Metazoa; Chordata; Actinopteri; Scombriformes; Scombridae. Gene Ontology annotation, biological process: endocytosis. The transcript is spliced from 8 exons.
UCAAUAACAGUUGAAUCAAGAUGGCGGCCGAGGGCGAGUACGAGUCGAUCCUGUGCGUUAAACCCGAUGUCAACGUUUAUCGCAUCCCGCCGCGAGCUUCAAACCGCGCAUACAGGGCAGCUGACUGGAAGCUGGAUACUCCAGACUGGUCUGGUCGAAUGAGGAUCACCACUAAGGGAAAAGUGGCGUACAUCAAGCUGGAAGACAAAGUCUCAGGGGAGCUGUUUGCUCAGGCGCCGGUGAAGGAGUAUCCUGGUGUUGCAGUGGAAACGGUCAGCGACUCCAGCCGAUACUUCGUUCUGCGGAUACAAGAUGACAACGGUCGCAGUGCUUUCAUUGGCGUUGGCUUCGUGGACCGAGGAGACGCAUUUGAUUUCAACGUGGCUUUGCAGGACCAUUUCAAAUGGGUGAAACAGGAGAACGAACUCAGUAAAAGUGCCCAGCUGGGGGAUUCAGGACCAAAGCUGGACUUGGGCUUUAAAGAGGGACAGACCAUCACACUCAAUAUAGGGCAAGGUAAAAAGAGGGAUAAACCCCGCCCACAGAGCACAGGUGGGUUUGGACUCCUCCCACCACCACCUGGAGGCAAGAUAGCCCCUCCUCCUUCAUCGGGCUCAUCCAAUCACAACAUAGUCCCCCAGACAGGAGGAACAGCAACAGGCUGUCUGUUGGAGCUGGACAGUAGUAACUCUAACACAGUGGUUCAGCCAAACCCUAGUUUAGAUCUUUGGGGAGACUUCUCUGCUCCUGCAAGCUCUGUUCCACCACCAUCACGACCAGAGAACGCUGCCAACUGGAUUCAGUUUUGAGACCGCGGCGCGCGGUUACGUCGAUCGCGAUUCCCAUCUCACCCGCAUCUUUGUCCGUAGCUUCCUGUGCAUCACACCGCGAGUAAACCUCUCACACACGAUGACCCCAAAGCAGAGACGUGAAAAACCCCCCACAGAGCUGUAGAAACAAAUCAUGGCAUCAUUUCAUUUCAGAAAGAAUCAUAGUUUCUUUUUAAAAAUGUUCUCGACAGGAAAUGAAGCAUUAAAUCUAUUAAAGCCAUUACAUGAUAUGAGCCAUUUCCAAAUAAUAUUUAAGGGCUACGUGUGAUGUCCUGAGUAGCAGGUGCUCCUCUUUUAUGUGUCUGCGUCGCCUCCCCGGUAGAUGGCUCUCUGAACAGAGGUUUAUCUUCUAAUGUGGAGUGUUUCUGUCUCUCAAACGGCUCCCCCUGCAGGCUGUAGAGAGCGCUGCACCUCGAGAACAACGCUUCACAGAGGCACCAGUGCUUUCUGUAACCUACUGUGAAUAAUGUGCAGACUGACAUAACUCAGCUUAAGUGAACUAUAAGACAUAAAGCAAAGAUUCUGGUAGUUUCUUUAAUAUUCUACAAUUGGCACUUAAAUCUUAUUUUUUUUUCAAUCAGUCUUAAUAGUUUUAAUGAAAAUGAGAUUUUGUCUUUUUCCUGAAUCAUUUUGAAAUUACACUAGAAGUGUGUCUAACUUGUUCUGAAUUCUAAACAAAGAACAAUUUGAGCCACAUAAAGCCCCUUUACCUCACUGGCAAGACUUUUUCACUAGUUUUAAGAGAAGUUAAUCCCCUUUUUAUGACUUAAAAGGGGAUUAAUUGACUUCCCAUCCGCACACUGUGAAUAAUGGAGAGCCCGGUCCUCAGGCUGGAGGAAGUUUGUCAAUCAAAAAUCAAACGGCUCAAAAUUUCUGUGUUUAUAAUUUGGUUUAAAGUGUGGUUUGAUUACACAACAAUAAUAUCAAAAGGUUCGGGUUAGCUUUUUUUAUGGGAUAUAAAAUUUAAAUUCUCAACAUUUCCCAUUUUCUCUGAACGCAGAUGCAACCCUCCGCUUAAACCACCUUUAUAAAACAUAACACACAUCUACUUAUCGCCACAGGAAUCAGAGUUUAUUCAUUCUACAGUAUAUAACGUGUUUAUAGAAUCACUGAAUCUACAGGAUACUGAACUGCAGCAUUAACAUUCCUUUCUGAGGUAUUUAAACUAUGAAUUUUAUUUUGUGUUUACAAUGCAGAUGUGUUUACUACUGUGUGCUUGUUAUCAGCGGGUGUAGUUUGUCGCAACAUUGAAAUUAAUGUAUUAAUUUCCAAAUCUCAGACAUGCGUCGUGCCGUGCCGUGUCAUUUCAAGCUGUUUGGUGCAUUUUUAAGAAUGAAAUAAGCUCAGAAUUAGAUAUUAUAUAUUGCAUAUCUGCUGAAUGUGGCGCAGCAGUAAAUUAAAACACUACUGACAUAUUUAUAGGGCUUCUUAAUCCCAAUCAAGUUUUUUUUUUUACCUCUUAAUAUUUUUACCUCUGAAAACAACAUUUCAUCCCAAUUAAAGUUUGGAAAGUUGAAAUGGAUAAAGGAGGUGAAUCAGAGCAGGAAUGUAAAGCUUUCUGUUUCAACUGGCAGGACUUUGUAUCGAGAAAGUCCUAUUUUAUUCUUUUAAGGCCUCUUUGAGAUUUGUUUUUGAUGUCAUCAGAUCAGAAGGAAGCUCUAAUGUGGGGAUUAUAAAUCGUAGAAUCACUUUUUACAUUAAAUCUAUAGUAAAUGAAUGUUUCUGCAUCCCCUUCUGUUAUAAUGAGAAAACAGACCUAAGAGGUGACUUACCAUCUUAUUCCGUUGUGCCAUUUACAGCACAGAAAAAGAGUUUUCAUAUGAAUGAUGAAUUAAUUUAUCUGCUUUUUCAUGUUUACGAAAUUAUCACAAGGCUUUUUAAAAGGCACAGACAGCCCUGUGUUGAACUCAUGGCCUUCGGUACUACAUAUGUUAGGGAUGGAUGUAAGAAUAGAUCUUGAUAAAUAGAGUAUGAGAAGUACGGUUUCAGAUGAAGAGGCUGUUCAACACGAGUCUGAAACGGUACUGAGUGGUCGAGCGUUUACAGCAGAUCCUGCUGUGAAGAUUUAGACAAUCUGAGGAAAACGUUUGUAACUUACAGGCAUAGUCUGACUUUUUGGGAAAUGCUCUUAUUCACCUUUGUUUGAUGAGAAGAUUGAUCCCACUCUUAUGUCUGUCUGUUAAAUAUAAGGCUACAGCUGGUUAGCUUAGCUUAGCAUAAAGCCUGGAAAAGGAGGGAAACAGCUAGCCAGCUUCCUAAAAGGGAUUUACAAGCACUGCUGACACGCAGAUCACAAAUGGUCCCGGGUCCCAUUUCACAAAUGAUUUUCACUCGCAAAUUGCGGAUAAAUUUGCAAGUCCUACAGUCCCCUCGCAUGCUCACGCAUGGACCACAAGUAUGGUGUUCCUUUUGGAUUUGUUAAAUAUGUAAAAAUUGAUGUGAGGAAAAAGUGAUAUCAUGUUGCAAGUCGCAGCUUGCAUGUUCCAUCGGGCCCUUGGAUCUGUACAAAGGAAACAAAAUCUGCCUAGUAGCAUCUCUAAAGCUCACUAAUUAACACUAAUUAAAUCUAGUUUCUUUAUAUUUUCCAAAUUGUUAAAAUAUUCCUUUUAAUUUAUUAUAAUACUGAGUGACAUUCUACCUAAAGCAUUGAACCUAUCUGAUGCAAUGAUCCCCGUUCAGACUGUAACAUGAACCAAUGUGCACUGUUAGAGAUGACACCAGUCUCAACAACAACAUCUAAUGAUUGUCUUACUUCAUCUGAUGAAUGUCUUAAUGGCAGCAAAUGAUAUGUUUAAUACUGGCUGAUUGUGACUUUAGAUCGUGUUUACAGGACUUUGACAAAUGAAUUGUCAUAAACAUUUCUUGACUGUGAAUUCAUUUGUUUGCAUAGAUUUUUAAAGGCUUACUGUGAUCAGAUCACAUGAACUGUAUUUAAUUGGCGGUAAGAUACAGGGCUGAUUGAUAUCUUGAUGAUAUGUUGGAUAUGUGUGUUGUGUUUACAUUGCUUGUAUUGCUGGCUAAACUAUAAAAAUGUGUCCCAUUGCUCACUCAUUCCACUCUGGCUGUAAAAUCACUGGACUAACACUUUUGAUUUAUGACCAAUUUAAUGAGAAAGAGGCAAUAAAUCCUUUCAAAGGA